This is a messenger RNA of Paramecium sonneborni, 309 nucleotides long. The record is from the annotation of a GenBank genome assembly. Lineage: Eukaryota; Ciliophora; Oligohymenophorea; Peniculida; Parameciidae.
UGAUGAAAUAUUUACUAUUCUUAUCAAUCAUUUUGAUAGUAUUAUCUAAAAGACACCACUAACCUGAUGCUGUGUUAGAAUGUCUAUAAGGAGUUUGUAAAUAGGAAUUUGAGGUUUGUGACAACUCAACAGGUUGCAUGAAAUAACUCAAAAAAUGUAUGAGAGUAUAAGAAAGAGAUCCAUUUAAUUACACAGCUGUAUAUAUUUAUUAAUAUAAUAGGGAUUUGAUUGUUUAGAGAAAUAAAGAGAUGCAUUAAAUGUCUUUGAAUGCAUUUUCAACAAAUGCAUAGGAUUCCAUGGAGAAUGAGA